AUGAGGCUCUCUACCUUUCUCUUCUCCUCGCUGCUCUCUCUGGCUGUCUCGGCCGCCCCCCGGGGCUCGUCGAAGGUCCCUGAGUUCUUUUCUCAGCGCGUUGUCUUCACGCCGCCGUCGAACUACACCGACCCUCGCACUCUGUACGCUCGCACCGCCGAGUUCGAGAACGGCAACCUUCUCGCAACGUGGGAGAACUACAGCCCUGAGGGAACCGACCCCAAGUCCAAGGUCUACUUCCCCAUCUACAAGUCGACCGACGGUGGAUACAACUGGAAGGAGAUUUCGCGCGUGUACGACCAGGCACAGCCCCAAAACGGACUCCGCUACCAGCCCUUCCUCUACGUCCUCCCCAAGAAGUUCGCUGGAUGGCCUGCUGGUACCGUUCUGCUUUCCGGAAGCUCGAUUCCCACCGACCUUUCCACCACCCAGAUUGAGCUUUACGUCUCGACCGACAAGGGUUAUACAUGGAAGUUUGUCUCGCACAUCGCUGCCGGUGGCGAGGCCGUCCCCAACAACGGUCUCACUCCUGUCUGGGAGCCCUUCCUGAUGCUACAUCAGAACAAGCUUAUCUGCUACUACUCUGACCAGCGCGACAACGCCACCUACGGCCAGAAGAUGGUUCACCAGACCACAACCGACGGCAAGAACUGGGGUCCAGUUGUCAACGACAUCAGGCACUCCAGGUACACCGACCGCCCUGGCAUGCCUACCGUCACUCUCCUGCCCAACGGCAAGUACCUCAUGACGUACGAGUACGGCGGCGGCCCAACCAACAGCUCGAGCUAUAAGUUUCCCCUAUUCUACCGUCUUUCCGAGGACCCCGAGAAGUUUGACUCUGCCGAGGACCACCAGCUCAUCACCACCGACGGUACUAUCCCCGAGGGCUCCCCUUACAACGUCUGGACUCCAAUUGGUGGCAAGAAUGGAACCAUCAUCGUCAGCUCCGGCACCAACGGUGAUAUUUACAUCAACAGGGGGCUUGGAGAGGCCGGCACUCCUUGGAUCAGGGUUGCGACUCCUGAGAAGCAGCACUACACUCGCCACCUCCGGGUGCUGAAGAACUCCAAGAAGCUGCUCAUCAUGGGUGGCGGUGUCCUUCCUCCUACCACGACGAACAAGGUGCAGCUGUCUGUUAUUGACAUCACCGCGUUCCCUAAGGCUUAG
Molecule: messenger RNA, 1167 nt
Organism: Ascochyta rabiei
Lineage: Eukaryota; Fungi; Ascomycota; Dothideomycetes; Pleosporales; Didymellaceae
Exons: 1
Coding region: 1-1167 (388 amino acids)
Source: RefSeq, a predicted model, not a curated record